GUCGAGGAAUGUAUAUGAUUUUGUUCUUUCUUUUGAGCUGUUCAAUGUACGAAUUACUUUGUGAAAUCAUGAGUUUUUGCGUUGUUUGAUUGAGCCGAAGAUCCCAAAAUGACGAAGAUAAACUACCGGACGGAGUACAAGGCAGCAAAGCACCAAAUAUCCGAGCUACAGACUCAGAUAGCUACACUCCGGGAUCGGCUUGAUGUUCUACGGAAAGCUAAAAAUCAGACCAUCCUAAAAACAGAAAUCGUCAACAGGAACAUCGCUGAACCAGUUUUCGGGCAGGCUCCAAACAGUAACGAUGAUGUCCUGCCGGUUGCACCAACGAUUCUCACGAGAGACGUGGCUCUGAAUACAGAUCCGAUGAAGCCACCAACCCCACCACCAGCAGCACCUCCACCCACCUCACCUACGAGAAUGCAGAGAAAGCGAGUUAAAGACAACUGGUCACAAUGUAAGAUUUUCACUGCGACUAAAGUUUGUCAGGUCGCAUUUGUACAGACGUGUCACUGUGAAGGUGUUAACGACCCAGACUCCCCAGUCCCCAAAGCAAAAACCCCGGUCAGUCUCCCCAAGAUCCCCCACCCCAGUAACCACGUGGGUGUGAGGUCAGCUGUCUCCACCCCAGUCCCGGAGCUUAGAACAAUCAGCAGGAUGAAGACCAUGGACUUUAUCUCCUCCGAGAGUCAUGCUGCGGAGAUAGCAGCACUGGAAGCAGCUUUCAAAGCAGAAAGGGAAAAACAGAUGAGCAUUCACUCCCGGGAAGCAGCAGCAUUGAGGAAUACUAUUCAAAGUAUGACAUCUUCUCUGAAAGCAGCGGUGGAGGAGAAUGUGAAACAAACAAUCAACGCACCCAAUGGAGCCUCUGUGUUCCAUCUGUAUGCUGAGGAGAAGAAACGGAUGGAAGAACAAGUGAGACAUAUCAAUUUAGAGAACAACAAGUUAAAAGUCAAAGUGAAGAAGCUUACACAGGAACUAAAGGACCAGGAAGAAGAGAUGGAAGUGAACGAAGAAAGCUUCAAGAAACACUACGUAGAAACUUGGGACUCCCAAUACCGGUCCUGGAUGACGAAGACUGAAGCAAAGAUGAACUUCCUAAGAAGCUCAAAUGAGAACAUGCAGACAUUUCUGAUGAAGAAUGCCAGACAUCUGCCGUUUGCAGCAUCUGAAGAGUUGAAGAUAUAUAACGAGUACGGAGAGAAAGUUUCUGUUUUCCAGUGAAGUGAUUUUUAUAUAGCAACCAAUUUGUUGAGAUCUCUCUUAAAUUUGGGAAUUUCUGAAUCAAGCACGAUUUGCGUAUACA
This is a messenger RNA of Bolinopsis microptera, 1303 nucleotides long. RefSeq lists its product as uncharacterized. The transcript has 3 exons. The record is from RefSeq and is a predicted model, not a curated record. Bases 109 to 1221 code for a protein of 370 amino acids. Lineage: Eukaryota; Metazoa; Ctenophora; Tentaculata; Lobata; Bolinopsidae.